UCUAACUUUCAACAAUGUCCAAUUUACAACUCCCCCUCUUUCUUCUUCUUCGUCGUCGUCCUCCUCCUCCUUUCUUUGACAUUGACCCUGUCUGUCUCUUUCACACACUCACACACUCACUGCGUGUAUAUAUACGAUACAUAUAUAUAUUAUACACACAGUAGGACUGUUUGUCUGCUUGGAAUUUUCCACCAUUUUCCUUUGAUCCACCGUUUUCUUUCCAACUAUAUAUAUGUGUACAUUUUUUCUCAACAAUUUCAAAUACCAAAUUUGUCACCACCCAAUUGACUUCAAAUAGCGUCUAAAAAAAAAGUUUCAGUAAAGCAGAUGAUUGUGGAGGCGGCGUUGGAGGUCUUAGUGCCGUCGUGGUGGGAGGUGAAAGUCACCGUCGCCGCCACGGCAUUCAUCAUAUUUUCUUACUGGUGCUUUGCACUCGGCGGAGGCGCUGCCUGCGGUGAUGAUCGCGUUUCCGUCGAUGAUUCCAGUGGUGUCGUCGAUGAUAAACAAAAGAUGGGCCAGUUAAAAGGAGACCCUCAAACUAAUUCUGCAUAUAUAAUCAAGGUUGAACUAUUAGCUGCUAAAAAUCUCAUUGCUGCUAAUUUGAAUGGGACGUCAGAUCCAUACGUAAUCAUCACUUGUGGCACACAAAAAAGAUUUAGUUCAAUGAUCCCUGGUUCAAGAAAUCCUAUGUGGGGGGAGGAGUUCAACUUUUCAGUUGAUGAGCUUCCAGCAGAGAUAAAUGUUACAAUAUAUGAUUGGGAUAUAAUUUGGAAAAGUGCUGUUCUUGGUUCGGUGACUGUACCUGUUGAAAAUGAAGGUCAGACAGGUGCUGUAUGGUAUACAUUGGACAGCACGUCAGGGCAGGUUUGUCUUCACAUUAAAACAGUAAAACUCAAUAUCAAUUCUUCAAGGGGUUUGAAUGGCUGUGGUAAUACUCGUAGAAGGAUUGCUCUGGAUAAAGAAGGACCUACUGUUGUUCAUCAGAAACCUGGGCCGCUGCAAACAAUUUUUGAUCUCCCUGCUGAUGAGGUUGUUGAACAUAGUUACUCUUGUGCACUUGAGAGGUCAUUUUUGUAUCAUGGACGUAUGUAUGUCUCUUCCUGGCACAUUUGCUUCCACUCAAAUGUGUUCUCAAAGCAAAUGAAGGUAGUUAUUCCUUUAGGAGAUAUUGAUGAGAUAAGGAGGAGCCAGCACGCAUUCAUUAACCCUGCUAUUACAAUAAUUCUACGUACAGGUGCUGGCGGUCAUGGGGUACCUCCUUUAGGAAAUCCUGAUGGGAGGGUACGAUAUAUGUUUGCGUCUUUUUGGAAUAGGAAUCAUGCAAUUAGAGCCUUGCAACGGUCAGCAACAGACUACCACGCCAUGCUAGAAGCAGAGAAAAAGGAGAGGGAACAGUCAGCACUACGUGCACAUAGCAGCUCGGUUAAAGGAAGUAAAAAGAUGGAUAUGAGUCGGAAGGAAAAUGUGUCGAAGACUGAGAAAUCUCAGCCUUUUAUUAAAGAAGAAGUCCUUUCUGGUAUAUACAAUGACAUUUUCCCAUGCACACCUCAGCAGGUUUUUGACUUACUACUGGCUGAUGGUUCAAAUUAUACUAUUGAGUAUCGUACGGCACGUAAAGAUUCUAAUAUCAAUGUCGGUCAAUGGCAUUCUGCUGAUGAGUAUGACGGUCAAGUCAGAGAGAUUACAUUCAGAACCAUAUGUAACAGUCCCAUGUGCCCCCCAGAUUCAGCAAUGACGGAGUACCAGCAUGCCGUUUUGUCACCGGAUAAGAACAUGCUUGUUUUUGAGACUGUACAACAGGCACAUGAUGUCCCAUUUGGAUCAUGCUUUGAGGUCCACUGUAGAUGGUCUUUAGAGGCAUCUUCUGAAUCAUCCUGCGUUUUAGACAUAAAAGUUGGUGCACAUUUCAAGAAAUGGUGCAUUAUGCAGUCUAAAAUUAAGGCAGGAGCUGUUGACGAGUACAAAAAGGAGGUUUCGACAAUGAUCCAAAUGGCUCGUUCAUACGUUGAAUCCAGAAACUCAGGAAGUGAAACACAGAACGUUGCAUCUGGGCCUUCCGUUACUCAAGAAACUGCUAGUUUAGGGUAAGAUUUACUUAGUCUCAGGAAUCUUGUAAGUGUUCCAUAUUUCUGUUUUGUUUCUUUGUAAGUAAGAUAGUACUAUAAGUCCAUGUAAUUUUAUCACAAUCUUUUGAUAGUAAUUGCACCCUAUUCCCCAAACGGAGGUCCAGUGGUGCGCUUUUAUAAUCUAUGGACACAGUUUUUGUAUUAAUGAUAGCUGAUUUUUUCUGGUUUUUUCAAUA
Messenger RNA from Nicotiana attenuata, 2302 nucleotides. Its product is annotated as BAG-associated GRAM protein 1-like. The record is from RefSeq and is a predicted model, not a curated record. NCBI's taxonomy places the organism in Eukaryota, Viridiplantae, Streptophyta, Magnoliopsida, Solanales, Solanaceae. Bases 328 to 2088 code for a protein of 586 amino acids. The transcript has 18 exons.